ACUCAGUCGAUGACAGUCGGCCAAGCACGCCAGUCGCUUUAGCCAACGCUUCUUCAGCAGCUCCAUAGUCGCAGCAUCAGCAGCAACAAUAAUUACAGUUUAAACGUAUCGUGUAACAAGCUUUAGCAGCAGCUUAACCGUUACUUUUGGCUCGUAUUCUCAAAGCGUCGCUUGAAACUGACAAGAUUGAAGAUUGAGAAUUAAAGAUUCUUUAAAAUCAAGUGUCGCUUUCGCGCUUCUCUUUUGCAUAUUUACAUUUGUUUAAUUAACUUAACGCGUCUUUAGUUGCAUAAAUUAACGCGAGUUUUCGACCAUCAAUAAGAUUGAAAGAAGAGCUUAAAACGUAAAGUACAUCAAAGGAUUCAAACCAAGGGUUGCGCAGUCUUCUUAACAACUCAACAACUGAAGGCAACUCGUUGAGCGGUUGAUCACAUCAGAGGACACCUGUCACAAUGAGUAACAGCGCCAUGGUAGCGGUGGCCAUUUGCUGCAUCUUGGUGUUGCUGGCGGUGUUCAUUGUGAUCAUCAUUGUGGUUGGUCAGCAGUUUGAGGAGCCCAAGUGAGACAUGCUCCAGCUGGGACCUGGCAACUUCCCAGAUGGAUAACAGAGGCCCCCAAAUUGUUAGUUGCGGUCGGUCAGCACAAAUGUUGGGGCAGAUAUCAAUGCCACACACCACCACAACAAACACAAGAGCAACCAGAAAACAACACAACAUAUAAUUAACCUUAUAAUCCAAUGCCACCCAACAUGAGGCGAGAGAAGGAGUUGGAAAAGGAAGAGAAUGUGGAAGAAACUGAAAGAGAAAGAGCGAGAGAGAGAGAGAGAGAGUCAGCGAUAUCAAGCGAAAGAAAAGGCAUCCCAUCGUCAGUACCCAUUGGCUGUGAUGUGAAAUUAUUAGCAUAACAUGAAACAAAACAUAAAAUAAUAGCGACAACAAAAA
Messenger RNA from Drosophila innubila, 941 nucleotides. RefSeq lists its product as uncharacterized. The transcript is spliced from 2 exons. The record is from RefSeq and is a predicted model, not a curated record. NCBI's taxonomy places the organism in Eukaryota, Metazoa, Arthropoda, Insecta, Diptera, Drosophilidae. Bases 453 to 563 code for a protein of 36 amino acids.